CAAAGGUUAGGACUGUGAGUCUGCAUUGUGCGAUGUGCAGCUCUAUAGGGUAGUACAUGAGCACAAAUAUCAAACAAUAAACCUGCUGUCUGGUUUUUACAUUUAGGUCCAUCACAAGGAUCACACCAUGGAUCUAAAAUGGAAUACAUUCCCAGUCUACGGGGCCAUGUUGCUUCUACUGCUGUCUCAUUUACACACCAAGUGCAACGCUCAAAGAGAUUGCUGGUCAGACAUGCCCAGGAUAACAUCUGUGGAGGAGAACAAUCCAAUUGGAUACAAGCUUGGGAAUAUUAGCACAGAAGCAGGUGUAACACUCACUAAAUUUGAAGAUUUAAGCAAUUCAUUUGGGUUGGAAAACCAAACACUGUUUUUAACUAAAGAAUUGGACUUUGAGGCAACGACUCAAUUCAUAGACGUCACAAUUGCUUGCCUACGUGGUGGAAACACAGUUGGUGCAAAAACUUUAACAUUUUCGGUUGAUAUUGUAAAUGUGAAUGACAACUCUCCACAAUUCGAUCAAGCUGAAUACGUCAUCCUAGUUAAAGAGCUUGAACCGCUUAAUACAAUUGUUGCCAGAAUUGUUGCUACUGAUGCUGAUAAAGACCAGCUGUUUUAUGACUUUGACAAGACAACUGACGGAUAUGAUUAUUUCCAAUUAUUAACUCAGAAUUCUCCGAAUAUAACGAUAAAGAAGGUUAUUGAUUACGAUACAGCAAAGCAGCUGAAGCUGAUUUUAUUUGCCAGGGAUACACCAGCUGCUGUACAAGGCAAUACUGCCACUGCAACAAUAACUGUAAAUGUUAAGGAUGUUGAUAACAGGCCGCCAUGGUUUCAGCCCUGCCAGCAACUACCUGAUGAAACCACCAAAAUCUGCCUCAGUUCAGGUUACACAGGCAAUGUUAAUUUAACAGAGAAAGUGGAUGGCCCUUUGCCGCUGGAUCCAGGUCCUCUUUAUGCUAUUGAUGGUGAUGUAGGGAUUAAUACACCUAUCACCUAUACAAUUGUCAGUGGAAACGAACUCAAAAUAUUUGCCAUCAAUCCAGAUUCUGGAAACAUAACAAUGACUAAAGCUGCUGGUUUAGCAGGUCCCAUAACACUGUCAGUCAUGGCUGCCCAGGCUAACGACCUGAAUAAAUUUGCACUCACCACGGUUACCAUUAACGUUUUAAAGAAAAGUGUAUACCCCCCGGUAUUUGAAGCAAACAGUUAUGAGGGGCUUGUACCCCAUGACGCCGAAGUCGGUAGCAUGGUUCUUCAAGUGAAUUCUUUUAAUAAGCCUUUGAGGGUCUCUGCAAGAGACCAGGACUUUGAUGAUGGGGUGAAUCCUGAUUUGGCGUACAAGGUUCAAGGCAGUACUGAUUUUAUAGUGACCAAAGAAGGAUAUGUACUUAUAAAUAAAAAGCUAACCCCAGGUCAACUUAAUGUAAUGGUAAUCGCAGAAGAUACUACAAAUCUAGAAUCAGCAACAGCCAAUAUCCACGUAGAAGUCCAAGAGGGUCUUACUAGCACUUCCAUGCCGCCCACAACCGCUGAAACCACAGAGACAUCCACAACGCCGUUACCAGACACGACGUCUAACUCCCCAUCGACCAUAAGCCAAGCUCCCAAGACAGAAGGAGCCCCUGUUCCAAAAGGAGGUUUCAGCUCAGAGGAUAUGGCUGCCCUUGGGGCAAGUUUAGCUGUCUUGCUGGUUCUUUGUAUGGCAAUCAUUGGUGUGCUGGUAUUUAAAAUCCAUAAAGGAAAAAAGGACUGGGAGCAGUUAUCACAAACCAGCUUAGUACGUAAUACUUUUGGACGAGACUCCCUUAAAAAGAAACCAAGGUUGCAGUUUGAUAAUGAAGGCUACAAUACUUAUGAAAAUACAAACAACUCUGGAACAAAGGUUCCCGAUGAACCAGAUAAUGUGUCUGACCACGAGCCAGACCAGGAGCCAAAACAGGAGCCGGAUCAACCAACACAUAAGGACUCUGUGACCUUCCUUGAGAACCAGGUUGCCCUGUCUGCCACUGCGAUGGUCUCCAUUCUGAAGGCUGACACCAGCAGCCAAGAUGGCUCAGAGGACGCUGACAGUGACAAAGAAAUCAAGUCCAUCCUCACCAAAGAAAGAAAGAAUGAUGAAGAGUACAAAUCUGUGUGGUUCAAGGAGGACAUUGUCCCCGAUGCCAAAGAAGACGUGCUGAUAAUCGAGAAUGACCUGGAGGUGGAAGAUGAGGAGGACUUAGAUGAGGGGGAUGAGUCAAGUGAAGACGAUAAAGACGACCAUCCCGAUUCACCUAGAACCAAGUCUAAGGUGUUUUUCGAAGAUCCACCUACAGGGGUCGAUAUUGGCCCCAAAGUUACUUUCGAAGACCCUGCAAAUACAUCCACCUACACCACCACAGAAAUUUAGAAUGAUACUUCUUGAGGUUGCCGUAAAUGAUCACUAUAAACAUCAAUUGAUUGUAUAUUUUAUAUUGUUUCUUUGGACAACCACGUGAAAUGUUUUUAGGAAUUAUUUGAAAAUUUUAAACAAAGUUCAUGUUUCCUAAUAUAUAUUUAAAAUUGUUAAAUAAAAUACUUCUGGAGCAAAAUCAAUAAGCUAAAUAAGGAUACUGGUCUUGUCUGUAAAUCAUAAUUUUUAUAUUGUGAGAUAUAAUGAUACAAAUAAGCUUUAUUAUUAUCCUUUUUUUACACUGCUAAAAUAUAUAAGAAUUAUGGUUAUUCUGUCUAUUGAUUGUACAGAUGUCAUAAUAAUGCCAUAACAUCACAGCAUAUAUUUUUGUAAAAUAAUAUUUUGCCUGCGAUAUAUCACGUGUUUAGAAUUAUUCCAAAACCUGUCAUAGUCACCACUUGUGAUGUUUUUUUUUUUUUUAACUUUUAUGUUAUAAUAUGUUAAAACCAAUAUAUAUAUAUACAAUAAAAUAUUCAAUUUCAUUUAA
Molecule: messenger RNA, 2918 nt
Organism: Acipenser ruthenus (sterlet)
Lineage: Eukaryota; Metazoa; Chordata; Actinopteri; Acipenseriformes; Acipenseridae
Product: cadherin-related family member 5-like
Exons: 15
Coding region: 128-2389 (753 amino acids)
Biological process (GO): multicellular organism development; calcium-dependent cell-cell adhesion; cell morphogenesis
Cellular component (GO): catenin complex; membrane; adherens junction
Molecular function (GO): calcium ion binding; cadherin binding
Source: RefSeq, a predicted model, not a curated record